Molecule: messenger RNA, 699 nt
Organism: Akanthomyces muscarius
Lineage: Eukaryota; Fungi; Ascomycota; Sordariomycetes; Hypocreales; Cordycipitaceae
Exons: 2
Coding region: 1-699 (232 amino acids)
Source: RefSeq, a predicted model, not a curated record
AUGGCGCGAUCUCGCAAAACUCCCACGUCCGGCACGACGACAACACUGCCGCCCCUUUCGCAGCCCGACCGCUCCGGUGCCGGCGUCGACGAGCAGACGCUCUUCAAGAUUGCCGAGCAGCGACAGCUCUUUCAACAAGCGGCCGCGCGCGAAAAGCAAUCAACGGUGGCUGCGAAACAGGUCCGCGUUACCGACGGCGAGAACGACUCGAGCGACGAUGAUGAGGACGACGAGGUCCCGACGCUGUCGCCCGGUGCGGAGCGUGUCCUCGAGGCCAUGCUCUGGACUACAUCUCUCGCCAUGCUGCACUUUACGUUUGACGUGCUUGUGCAGCACCAAUACGGCACCGAAAUUAUGUGGUGGCAGAUCUGCCAGCGGGCCUUCAGUGCCUGGGCCGUAUUUUUACUCCUAUUUUACGCGCUACACCCUCGAAAAUCCGAUGAGACUCUUCUCCCCGGCCUCCCCGCGCGAUACCAGUCCCCGCUGCGACAAGCCGUCUUCUUCACCAUAAGUGUCGUCUCUGGGUGCUACCUCAUCUAUGUGACCAACAUGAAGGGCUACCUCGCCACGCAGAAGCGCGCCCCGCCGCUCGGCUGUCUCUGGAUCUGGGCCGUCAUGGAGCUGGACUUGCCAUGGGCGACGCUGAGCUUGGUCGUGGCAUCGGCCUACAUCUAUUUGAAGGGAUACAAUGUGAAAUAG